CUGCAGGCCUCUGGAGAGCAUCCUAUCAGCGUGCGGUGUAUGGAGGACAGGAUGGAGGUGUCUGUGAACAGAGAUCUGUAUAGAAAUGGGAGGCUGGUGAAAGCCUCUGAUCUGAGCCUCGGACCCAGACUGUGUAAACCCAGCUCCGGGAGCACAGGGACUACGGUGAUCUUCCAGUAUGGGCUGCAGGAGUGCGGCAACACCUUACAGAUGACCCCGGACUUCCUGAUCUACAGUACGAACCUGACCUACAGCCCAGCUCCUUCUAGUGACUCUCCCGUCACCAGGACCGACUCCGUAGUAAUUCCUAUCCAGUGCUACUACCCCAGACAUGGUAACGUGAGCAGUGAUUCCAUCAAACCAACAUGGAUGCCCAUCAGGAUCACCGUUUCGGCAGAGGAACGUCUGUCCUUCUCUUUGCGGCUAAUGAAUGAGGACUGGACAGCCUCAAGAACUUCUCCAGUCUUCCAACUGGGUGAAGUAUUCCACAUUGAGGCUUCUGUCGCUGUUGGGAACCAUGUGGCUAUGAAGAUAUUCGUGGACAGCUGUGUGGCCACGUUAUCCCCUGAUGGCUCCUCCAGUCCCCGUUAUGACAUCAUUGACUUCAAUGGGUGUUUGUUGGAUGGCAGAGAGGAGGAUUCAUCCUCUGCCUUCAGAUCCCCGAGACCCCGUCCAGACGCGCUGCAGUUCAUGGUGGAUGCUUUCAGGUUCACAGAGACGGAUACCUCUGUGAUCUACAUCACCUGUAACCUGAGAGCUGCUGCAGGAAACCAGGUUCCUGACCCAAUGAACAAGGCCUGUUCCUACAGCAAAUCCACCAACCGCUGGUCUCCUUUGGAAGGUACAAAUGACAUCUGCCGGUGUUGCGAGACUAGGGAAUGUGCCGUACCGUUUGGGCAGUCCAGAGGACUUGGGUCCUAUUUGGGUCACAGAGGCCUUGGCAAAAGAACUGUUCUAGACUCCCAAGAACAUGUAUCGGCUACUCUGGGUCCCCUCGUCGUCCUAGGACCUGGCCGUAGCAGAGUCCUGUCCGCGAAUGCAGAUGGUGCAGCAGGCUCCCAGGGACACGCGUCGGCCGCUCUGGGGCCCCUCGUCAUCACCGGCUCGGGCCGUAGCAGAGUCAUCCCUGUGAAUGCGGAAGCCGCACCGGACUUUGAAGAGGAUGCGUCGGCCGCUCUGGAGCCCGUUGUGGUGAUCGGAGCAGACCGCAGCCAGACUCUCGCUACGCCUGAGGAACCUCAACAUCUCAAGUGGUGGCUUUUGGUGACAGUCGGCUCCAUAAGUCUGAUUGCUCUUGUCGUCUUAAUUGUUGUUGCUGUAAAAUUUAUAAAUACCAGAUUAUCUUAA
Messenger RNA from Spea bombifrons (plains spadefoot toad), 1347 nucleotides. RefSeq names its product zona pellucida sperm-binding protein 3-like. The record is from RefSeq and is a predicted model, not a curated record. Gene Ontology annotation, biological process: egg coat formation; positive regulation of acrosome reaction; binding of sperm to zona pellucida. Gene Ontology annotation, molecular function: acrosin binding. Bases 40 to 1347 code for a protein of 435 amino acids. Lineage: Eukaryota; Metazoa; Chordata; Amphibia; Anura; Pelobatidae. The transcript is spliced from 8 exons. Gene Ontology annotation, cellular component: extracellular matrix.